This is a messenger RNA of Haliotis rufescens (red abalone), 1545 nucleotides long. RefSeq lists its product as uncharacterized. The transcript has a single exon. The record is from RefSeq and is a predicted model, not a curated record. The coding region runs from base 1 to 1545 and encodes 514 amino acids. NCBI's taxonomy places the organism in Eukaryota, Metazoa, Mollusca, Gastropoda, Lepetellida, Haliotidae.
AUGGAUCCCUUUGUAGAAGUGAUGACAGCUGCUGCAUUCACAAUGAAAUCCUUCCGAAAACACGACCUGAAACCCAAUACCAUUGCCAUUCUUCCACCUCAAGGCUACCAACCCAAGAGAAACUAUUCCCAGGCCUGUAUGCACUGGCUCCAUUAUCUGAUGGAAACGGACCCCCAUCUGCACCUCCAGCACGCCAGGAAUGGAGGUGAAAAAGAAUUCACGUGUGGAGAGGGCCAACAUCGGUACAGUGUGGAUGGCUACAAUCCAGCGACAGGCACCAUCUACGAAUUCCUGGGCUGUUUCUGGCGUGGGUGCCAGGCCUGUCACAAGACCCAACAUGGAGAACCGCAUCCCGUCCUGGGCACGUCGUUGGGAGCCCGUUACACCGACACCCACUACCGCUUGAGUCUCUUGAGUCAACACCCUGAUGUGGAACGGAUCGUCACCCUGUGGGAGCACGAGUUUACGAAAAUGCAACAGGAGGACUCUGCUCUGCGUGCUUUCUUGCAGGGGCCCCACUGUAUCCACGUCCCUGGGCCUCUCAACCCUCGCGACGCCUUCUAUGGAGGACGCACCAAUGCCACGCGAUUAUGCUGCGAAGUCCAAGAAGGUGAAACCAUCAAGUACAUCGAUAUUUGUUCCCUUUAUCCAUACAUUUGUAAGACCAGAGCAUUUCCCCCGAAACGACUCUACCAUCCGCUACUGCCUUACAGAUCGGGUGGCAAACUGCUCUGUCCUUUGUGCCGUACUUGUGCCGAUACCCGGUCAGACUCCCCCUGCGAGCACACGGACGAAGAGAGGUCAUUGGUGGGUACGUACGCCACCGUAGAACUCCAGGAAGCCGUGAAGAAGUAUGACUACCAGGUGCUUCAGAUCUACGACGUUUGGCAUUUUGACACCUUUGCACAGCAUGACCCCGACACCCAGCAAGUAGGACUCUUUGACAAUAAUAUCGAUCGACAUUUCAAGGAGAAGCUCGAAGCCAGCGGAUACCCUGAAGGAUGUACGGAUCAUGACGCUAACAUCCAGGAGAUCUACGACAAAGAAGGCAUUGGGUUGGACAAGGACCGCAUCGAAAAAAAUCCAGGACGUCGCACGAUUACCAAGAUGCAACUGAGUUCGCUCUGGGGCAAGUUUGGGCAACGGGUAGACUACAGUCAGAACAUCUAUAUGAACGAUCCUGUACAGUACUUUGCCUUGUGGAGGGAUGAACGCAAUACCAUCGAUGAUGUUACUGUUGUCAACGAACACAUGGUGGAAGUGACCUAUAUCCAGCAGAAAGAAUUCCAAACCCCUCAUUCUCAUUUCAAUGUCGCCAUCCCUGCUUGGGUCACCGCCCAAGCACGUCUCAAGCUGUACGAGACCCUUGCCCUGGUGGACCGCAGGGUCUUGUACUUUGACACAGACAGCGUCAUUUACAUUCAUCGACCCCACGACGCGAAUCCAGAGCUGGGCCAUUCGUUGGGUGAGUUUACAGAUGAACUGGACGGAACACCAUCAAGACGAUUGUGUCAGGAGGCCCCAAAAACUAUGGUUAUGAGUUAA